AAAGCGAGUCUUAUAACUUUCAACGCUCCAGAGAACACUGUCAUAUAGGGAUCCAGUGUUCUUUUAUCACAAGAGCUCGACUGUAGCUCGCACAAUGGCGCCCAAACAGAGAGCUGGCCAAAAUCCUUCAGGUCUAGGGAGAGCGAUUAUCAAUAAAAAAGUCAAAGAUGCCCGCCAGCAGCAAGAGUCAAGCCUCUACACAACAGAAAUCGAUAACACCAUUCGGCUGAAAUCCGUCACUCAGGAAAAGGAUCUGGAUGAGUUCUUGAAUACAGCUCAACUGGCGGGAACAGAGUUUACAGCUGAAAAGCGCAAUGUGAAAAUCAUACAAUCGCCAGUUGGACCGACGCAUAAUCCAUACCUCCUUAGUGAUCAAGAAGAAGAAAUCACUCUUCAAAAACAUCAAGCCAACAAGCAACGGCUCAGAGUACCAAGAAGACCACCGUGGACGAAGGCCAUGACAAUGGCUCAGCUAGAACGCCAAGAAAAGGAUUCAUUUCUAGAGUGGCGGAGAGGUCUUGCUGAGCUUCAAGAACAAGAGAAAUUCCUUCUCACGCCGUUCGAAAGGAAUUUGGAAGUUUGGCGCCAACUGUGGCGUGUAGUUGAGCGCUCCCAUCUAGUUAUCCAGAUCGUCGAUGCUCGUAACCCAUUGAGAUUCCGUUGCGAGGAUCUUGAGGCGUAUGUGAAAGAUAUAGAGGGACCUGAAGGUGAAAAGGGAACUGGAGGGAAUAAAAGGAAGAGCCUUCUGUUGAUCAAUAAGGCGGAUCUCUUAACUGUCCAACAGAGGCGUCAUUGGGCCGAUUUCUUUGACAAGCAAGGGGUUCAGUUUACCUUCUUCUCUGCUGCCAAUGCUGUAGCCAUACAAGAAGCACGGAGGAAUGCACUAGCUGAAGCUGAAGCAAAGCUUUCACCUGAAGAAUCAUUCGGAUCAGAAUCAGAGUCGGACAAUCCACCAACACCCAGCGCUGAAAGUAGCGAUAGUGAAGAUAUAUACAAUAGCGCAAUACAAGAUGAAGGUUCACAGUCCCUUGGCGACGAAACAGAGGAUGAGUAUCCUAACGUUUUAACCGAAGACGAUCCACUGGAUGGGCAAGAUCCUCGCAUUCGGGUCCUAUCAGUGAUGGAAUUAGAAGAUCUCUUUGUCACUGUUUCGCCUGACCUCGAUGCGUUUAGGGAUUCCUCCGGAAAUCGUCCGACUAAGCUGGUUGUCGGACUUGUUGGUUACCCAAAUGUUGGGAAAUCUUCUACGAUCAAUGCUCUUGUAGGUGAGAAGAAAGUUAGCGUGUCCUCGACUCCCGGGAAAACCAAACACUUCCAAACUAUACACUUAUCGCCUACCAUCGUACUUUGUGAUUGUCCCGGCUUGGUGUUUCCUCAGUUCACGACAACGAAGGCAGCGCUUGUCUGUGAUGGGGUUUUACCGAUUGAUCAAAUGAGAGAAUACAGUGGCCCUACUUCACUUGUGGUGAAAAGACUACCGAUAGAAGUACUUGAAGCGACGUAUGGUCUGAAUGUGAAAAUAAGAGGGGCAGACGAGGUUGGUGAUGUGAAUGUCACAGCCGAGGACUUUCUGAUAUCAUAUGCCAUUGCUAGGGGUUUUAUGCGCUCAGGACAAGGCAACCCGGACGAAGCGAGAGCUGCACGGUAUAUUCUAAAAGACUAUGUGAAUGCAAAGCUGCUUUUCUGUCACCCACCCCCGGGAGUAACAGAAAAAUUGUUCAAUGGGCGCACACAUGAGCUAGCGCUCCUCCGAGCAUCCAGCAAAAAGCGAGCUCCGGAGACGAGGGUUGCCAAAAAUUCUGAUACUUUUGUACCGCCGAAUUCUAGCAGCACUCUCGCUACUAAAGAUCGAGGCAAUAAAUCACAAAGGCUUGAUAUGGAGUUCUUCACUAACAGCUCCAACUUAUCCUUUCGUCCUUUCGUUCAGGGUUCAAUUCGAGAUGGGCAAGAAUUCUCUAGGGAACGAAUAUAUCCGCAUCAGAACAUUCUCGCCAGUGAUGGGACCCCACUCGGCGAGCGGAAUGCAAGGAUUGCUACAGUGUUAGUCAAUGAGGGUGAUAUUGGAUCGAAGAAGCAUCACAAGAAAAAUAAACGUAUCAAACAGAGAAGUGGGAGAGGAUAUGAUUGAGUGCCCAUGUAACUUAUGUACAGUAUUCCACCGGCGCUUGUGCCAAUGCGUCACAGCGCUCGAUUUCGCACCACGAGACCUUGAAAGGGUCUCAAACAAACUAGUAAAAGCCCUAGACUUGUAUAGUCAACGGUCGUUAUGUUUGCAUUCCGCGAUCUCAAGUUCGACUUAUUUUUGUCUGAAAUAUUGCUAACCCCCAGUCAGAAAUACAAAA
Messenger RNA from Serpula lacrymans var. lacrymans S7.9, 2342 nucleotides. RefSeq lists its product as uncharacterized. The record is from RefSeq and is a predicted model, not a curated record. Bases 95 to 2128 code for a protein of 677 amino acids. Lineage: Eukaryota; Fungi; Basidiomycota; Agaricomycetes; Boletales; Serpulaceae. The transcript is spliced from 8 exons. Gene Ontology annotation, molecular function: GTPase activity; GTP binding. Gene Ontology annotation, biological process: ribosomal subunit export from nucleus. Gene Ontology annotation, cellular component: cytosol.